AUGAACCACCUCCACCCCCAAAGCAUCUCCCCCCAAGCCUUCCAGCACCUCCUAUCCCAAUACCCAAAAACAGUGGACCUUCUCUCCCGCCGCAAAGCCGCCGCCAAGAUCAAGCGCAAACCGGUAGGGGCAGCGGCAGCAGCAGCACCAAAAACAAAGCAGAAAUCAUCCUGGACAGCAACAGGCACGAGAUCCAAAGCAGAAGAAGAGUUUAUUACUGCUAAAGUUAAUGAGUUCUUGUCGCUGGACCGGUUUAGGUAUGAGGGAUUACGGGGGGUGGUUGCUACGAGAGCACAGGCGGAGGAGGGAAAGGAUGGGUAUGGAUACUUGGAGAAAGACGAGUUGGUGAGGUUGAUGGAGUGGAAAAUGCAACAUGGCACCUUCCGCCCGGCAUUACUAGGCAUGAUACGCUCGAACUCAGAGAGUGUGGUUAGGGAUGCUACGGGGAGGGCGUUUAAGGCUCUCACCACCCACCGUACGUCUAAGGAAGGUGAUGAGGAGGAGAAGUUUCCAAGCGAAGCGUUGGAUAUCCUGACGAAAGCGUUACGAGGCGUGGGAGUGGCUACAGCUUCGUUGGUGUUGUCGCUUGCUUCUACUGCAGAUGUACCGUUUUAUAGCGAUGAUGUGUACCUGUGGGUUUGUAUGGAGGAGGUUCCAUCUUCUAGUACUUCUGGAUGUGACUCUGGGGAGGGUGAGGCUGAGGCAGAAGCAGCAGAUAGACUCAAAAGAGGGGUGUAUAAACGGUUGAAUGGCGAGUUGAAUGUCAAGUAUACGAUGAAGGAGUAUCGAGAGUUAUGGGAGGGGGUGAAGGGGUUGAGGGAAAGGUUAGAAGGAAAAGAGAAGGGAGUGUCUGGGUUGGAGGUGGAAAAGGUGGCGUUGGUGGUGAGGUAUUAUGCUUUGUUGGAGGGUGGGCAGAGUGAUGAUGGGGAUGGUGGUGAUAAGAAGGGAUCUGAGGGAAUGAAGGUGGAGGAAGAAGAGGAAGGAACUAAAAGGGAAAAGAGAAAAUUGGAGGAUGAACAGCCAACAGGAGAAGGCAGACGGAGAAGCAAGAGAUUGGACAGUCGCAGGAUUAAUCCUGCUUGA
Aspergillus luchuensis is the source of this 1083-nucleotide messenger RNA. RefSeq lists its product as uncharacterized. NCBI's taxonomy places the organism in Eukaryota, Fungi, Ascomycota, Eurotiomycetes, Eurotiales, Aspergillaceae. Bases 1 to 1083 code for a protein of 360 amino acids. The record is from RefSeq and is a predicted model, not a curated record. The transcript is spliced from 2 exons.